This is a messenger RNA of Danio rerio (zebrafish), 2337 nucleotides long. Lineage: Eukaryota; Metazoa; Chordata; Actinopteri; Cypriniformes; Danionidae. The record is from RefSeq and is a predicted model, not a curated record.
UGCUGCACAUGCAUGCUGGUUAUGUUUUGAUUGGUGUGUCGACAUGUUUUGCUGUUGUUGAUUUACAGUAAUGUUUUAUUUAGUUUGGUAUUGUCAUUCACAACUGUUCAUUUCGUUGUUGUAAAGAUGGACUCGGACGAAGAGGAAGACAAUAAUGACUGGGAACGCAGUUUAGAGUCAGACAUUUUGGAGACUGGAAGUUCCACUGAUAGAGUUUCAUUGACAUCCCAGAGAGUGAUCCUGCAUUUUGACCUGGACUGUUUUUAUGCACAAGUUGAGAUGAUCCGAAAUCCAGCUCUCCGGACCAAACCUCUUGGGAUACAGCAGAAAUAUAUUAUUGUAACCAGUAAUUAUGUGGCAAGAGAGCUUGGCGUGAACAAGCUGAUGUCAGUGACAGAUGCAGUGGAGAAAUGUCCACAGCUGGUGCUUGUAAAAGGAGAAGAUCUCACUCAUUACAGAGAAAUGUCCUACAAAGUCACUGAAUUGCUGAUGUCGUACUGCCCUCUAGUGGAGCGGCUGGGCUUUGAUGAGAACUUCAUGGACGUUACAGAAAUGGUGGAGAAACGAAUAAAGGAGACCCGUAUUUCAGAUCUCUCCUUCAAUGGACACGUAUACAAUCAUGAAAGUGUUGUGGUUGAUGAGGAGAACAUUCGUUUGGCUGUCGGCUCUGUGAUUGCCGCUGAGAUGAGGCAAGCCAUCUUCAGCACACUGGGGCUAACUGGCUGUGCUGGUGUCGCUAGCAACAAACUAUUAGCCAAGCUGGUGUCAGGCAGCUUUAAACCCAACCAGCAGACCACCCUCCUGCCUCACAGCACCGCUGAACUCAUGAGCAGCCUUACAGGACUCAUCAAAGUGCCAGGGAUUGGUUACAAGACACGUGAGAAGCUGAAGGCUCUGGGUUUGGUUAAUGUGAGAGAUCUACAGUUGUACCCUUUGUCCGAUCUGGUGAAAGAGUUUGGAGAGAUGAACGCUAAGAGGAUCCAAAACCUCGCCUGUGGGAUUGAUGAUUCUCCAGUGACUCCAGCGGGUCCUCCUCAGUCCCUCAGCGAUGAGGACUCAUUCAAGAAAAUGUCCACUCUAGAGGAAGUUCUAAAGAAAAUUGAAGAACUGCUCAUCAACCUUACUGAGAGGAUGCACAAAGAUGGCAGGCAGCCACACACACUGAGACUAACGAUUCGCAAAUACACUGUCACCAAUCGCUGGUUUAAUCGAGAGAGUCGUCAGUGUCCCAUUCCCAACCACACCGGGCUCAAGAUCACAGGAGGAAGCAGCGAGGCUGUGCCCCAGUUACUGUCACUGUCGAUGAAGCUCUUUCAUAAAAUGGUGGACCCACAUCAGCCUUUUCAUCUGACUCUGCUCAAUGUGUGUUUUAGCAACCUGCAGGCUAAAAGCUCCAGCAAAAGCUCCAUCGCUUCUUUUUUUACACACAAAUCUCCUUCAACAACACAAAUCCCAUCUCAGCAGGUGGACUCUGAUCUCUGUGAAUCUGUUGCAACUUCCCAUUUCACUCAAGCAGAUGUUUUGCAUAAAAAUGAUAAAGCGUGGAAACCAGUAAAAAACACAUCAAUAUCUCCAACCCAAACACAGUCGACCUCAGUCAACCCCAAAUCUUCCCUAUCUCCCAGACAGCCUGUUUCAGAGCACUCACAACAUGCAAACAUAAACAUCAGACCGCCUUGUUUGAGCAGCGCUCCCAAAAAAACAUUGCAUUUCAAGCUGCCUCCUAAUGUUGAUGCGGAUGUAUUCAAACUCCUUCCUGAACACAUUCAGAUGGAGCUGAUGUCCAGUUUUAAAAAGGGAGACUCCGUUUACAGACCCGCUGACACAGAAGAUGUUGACCCAGAACAUCAACCCACGUUUGCCUCUCGCCAACCAAAAACACCAAAACCUUGUGAGUCUGCAGUAAAUGUCUGCACAAAUUCUGCUUCUAAUCCCCAUGAACUCAGCCAGAACUUUUCAUCUCCUCAGUCGAUCCCGGAGUUCAGUUCUGAACUUGUCAUGGUCACAGAAAGUGACGAUAUCCCACACUCCACUCAGGCCAUUCAGCCAGAAGUUCCUGCAAAUGUGGACCCUUAUGUGUUUUCACAACUUCCUGCUGAUGUGCAAAGGGAAUUACUGACCGAGUGGAGACAGCAGAGGCCGGUCCUCAAAAUCCCUUCAAAACACUCACAUAAAUCCUCCAAUAGCAGAGACAGGAAGACCUCGACUAAAGGCAGCCAGUGUAACAACAUACUGAAAUACUUCAAACCCAACUAAAGACACAAACACCUUAGUGCUGUUCUAUAAUACAAAAAGAUCCUUUGUAAAUAAAGCGAUUGUUUUCAGAAAGUUUAAAAA